AUGCUCUAUCUUUUAAUACAAGUUAACGAAAAUAUCAAGUGUAUCAUUUCUGAACGUAUAGUAAGUAUAGAAUCUACAACUAAUAAGUUUUGUGACCUUUUUGAUGCUGUUACAGUAGAGCAAUACGAUGAUAGAGAGGUGCAAGUCUUUGUUAGAAGAGAAAAGUCUGAAAGUUACUUCAAUUCAAAGCAAACCAAAUUCUUUUAG
Messenger RNA from Funneliformis mosseae, 207 nucleotides. The record is from the annotation of a GenBank genome assembly. NCBI's taxonomy places the organism in Eukaryota, Fungi, Glomeromycota, Glomeromycetes, Glomerales, Glomeraceae.